CGUGACUUUGUUUGUGACACGUGCGAUGCAGUUGCCGGCGACUCUUCGUGUGUUUCGCGAGACUCGAGUGUACACCAUUUACGUCCUCUUUGUAUUGCUGCUUGCCUAUCUCGUCAGUCAGCUCGAGCGCUACACUCUUCCAAUCGUCGCGCGUCCGGUCACGCAAGCGCUCAAGUUCGGCGACAAGUCAUGCCUUGCGAACUCGAGUAAUUUCUACUACAGUAAACACGAGGAUAAGUUCAAGAAGCAAUGUAAAGCAGUUAACAACAACAACGAUGUCUUCCAACGUUCGAAACCUAACUUGUGCAAUCAACACAGUAUCAAUGUGAGUUGCAAUGUAAUCAACCAUACAAAUGUUUGUAAUGCAACACACGGAUGUAAGUGGGACUACGAUGGCACUGGUCUUCUGUAUCAGGUAGUGGCCGGCCCGAUUUUUAUUCUUGUCUAUACUGUUGCUGCAAUACCACUUGGACUAGCAGCCGAUCGCUACAGCAGAGUGAAACUACUGACUGUAUGCAUGGUGGUGUGGUCGCUUUCGACAGCUGCUUCGGGAUUUUGCACAGCCUACUGGAACCUUGUCCUUUCACGAAUGGGCCUAGCAAUUGGAGUGGCUGGCUGCACACCAUUAGCGGUCAGUAUUUUAUCAGACUACUUUGCUCAGAAUCAUCGUGCCUCUGCGGUCGGCGUCUACAACUGGGGCAUCUACACGGGCUAUAGUCUCUCGUUUGCUAUCGGCAAUGUAGUAAAUGAGGCUCUUGGAUGGCGAUGGGCAUUUUUUAUUGCAGCGAUACCCGGUGGUGUCAUCGCUUCGCUCGUAUACUCGACGAUCAAGGAACCGCAACGUGGGAAGAGUGAUGGUGAGCAGACGGGGCCGGCUCUGGUGCUCACGCUGAGAGAGAAAGUUGUUGGAUUGGUGAAGUCGUUUAUCUUGAGUCCGUCGAUGCUGAUUCUCUGUGUAGCCGGUGGGAUACGGAACGGUGGAGGAUAUGUGUGGAGUCUCAACACCGAGACGUUCUACGAGAAGGUCAAAUCGCAAUCGACUGAACAGAUCAGUACCUACAUGUCAUGGAUUCCGCUCGUUGGUGGAUCCCUUGGCGUUCUGGUCGGUGGAUUUAUUUCGGAUCGAAUCGUGAAGAGGUCCGGACCACACGGUCGUGUUUGGGUCCUCGUUUUCAGUCAGAUGUUGGCCGCUCCCUUCUGUGUUGGCGCCUUAUUCCUUAGCCCUCCUUGGUGCUAUUUGUCUCUCAUUCCGUCCAAUCUUAUUGGCGAGAUGUGGGUGAGUGUGACAAUGACGGUCGUACUCGAGCUCGUGCCCGUGUAUCUCAGGACAUCGUCCGUUGCAGUCUACUUCUUCAUAAUCACCAAUAUCGGUGGGAAUUUGAACCCUCUUGUUUCGGUUAUCAAACACGCUUUGGGUGGAACAGACAGAGCAUAUAAAUUUGCUCUGCUUAUUAUGUAUGCUGGGCUGUACGUGUUGGGUGGCUUACUCUUUCUUCUUUCACUGUUUUUACUGAAGUGGGACAUGAGACGAGUACGAUUAGUGGAAACCGAGAAGAUGUCACUUUUACAUAGAGACAAACAAGAUGACCCUUAUGAUAGCCUCGGAGACACACUACCGAAGUAAUACUAAUCCAUGUUGGACACAUAAUCAUAUUGCUGUCAGGUUUAGUCGAGAGUUUUACAGAUGAAGUGUAUAUGCAGUUGAUGGCUGCGUUUGCAACAAUGUAUUGCAAUAGCAGAGAGUUAUAGUCCAGCCAUCAAUCCGACUUUUAGAUUAGAUUUUGUUGCAGCCAAGUAGACGAUAUCGUACCUUGUGUACUGUGGUAGGAUUUCUAUUACUGGACUUCAGGAAUUGAAGGAAGAUGAAAAGUGUAUACAAUUUGUGCUUACUGGUCUGACACAUUGAAUGUUAGUUUGGCCCAGAUUGCACAGAUUACUGAUCUGGUGAAAUUUCGUCAAUCUGUUGUGGUCGUAUUGUGAUGAUUAGAUAAACUGUAUGCAGCUAGAGUGC
Messenger RNA from Corticium candelabrum, 2011 nucleotides. RefSeq names its product MFS-type efflux pump MSMEG_3705-like. Gene Ontology annotation, biological process: transmembrane transport. The transcript has 5 exons. The coding region runs from base 26 to 1624 and encodes 532 amino acids. Gene Ontology annotation, cellular component: membrane. Gene Ontology annotation, molecular function: transmembrane transporter activity. The record is from RefSeq and is a predicted model, not a curated record. NCBI's taxonomy places the organism in Eukaryota, Metazoa, Porifera, Homoscleromorpha, Homosclerophorida, Plakinidae.